AUGAAUAACAAGUUCAAGACACAAACACCAUAUGACAUAGACAAAUAUAUAAUAGUUGAGAUUCUUGAUGAAAAUGAAAGGCCAAAUCUAAAUGAAACUGUUCAAAAUUACAUGGUACAUGGUCCAUGUAGUCUGUACAACAGGAAUUUACCUUGCAUGAAGAAUGGAUCUUGUUCAAAGUUUUAUACCAAAGAGUUUAGGCAGCGAACACUUAUUGAUGAAGCCGAGUUUCCCAAAAAUAGGCCUAGUGAUAACGGUCGAACUGUGAAGAAAAAGGAAUGUAUACUAGACAAUAAGUUCAUUGUUCCGUAUAAUCUAGAAUUGUUGCUCAAGUUUGAGUGGCAUAUAAAUGUGGAAUAUACAUGCCAAACAAGUUCUAUUAAGUAUCUGUUUAGGUAUGUACACAAGGACAAUGAUUGCGUAACAGCUACCUUAUACAACACUGAUGAUUCAUCAGAAGCCACACAAGUUGUUGAUGAAAUUAGGAAUUACUACAAUUGUAGGUACAUUUCGGCAUGUGAGGCAGUCUGGCAUUUAUUUGGAUAUGAAAUCCAAGAGAAAGAACCAGUUGUGAUUAGACUUCCAUUCCAUUUGGAGGAUGAGCAACUUGUGGUUUAUAGUGAAACUUCUAAUGUGAAUGAUAUCAUCGAAAGUGCAGUAUCUCAUAAGUCAAUGUUUUUGGAGUGGAUGGCGGCGAGCAUGUCAUAUUCCUAUGCUCGAAGUUUGACUUAUGCUGAGUUUCCAACCAAGUUUAUUUGGAAGGACGAUGCUUCAAAGUGGUUUCCUCGAAAUCAAGGUUUUGCAAUUGGAAGGUUGACUCAUGUACCUACAGAGUUAACCAUGUCAGACGAUGAGCUUAAGUAG
This is a messenger RNA of Arachis stenosperma, 864 nucleotides long. RefSeq lists its product as uncharacterized. The transcript is spliced from 2 exons. NCBI's taxonomy places the organism in Eukaryota, Viridiplantae, Streptophyta, Magnoliopsida, Fabales, Fabaceae. Bases 1 to 864 code for a protein of 287 amino acids. The record is from RefSeq and is a predicted model, not a curated record.